This is a messenger RNA of Miscanthus lutarioriparius, 561 nucleotides long. Lineage: Eukaryota; Viridiplantae; Streptophyta; Magnoliopsida; Poales; Poaceae. The record is from the annotation of a GenBank genome assembly.
AUGGAGGGGUUCAUCGGUUCCAGCGUUUGCCGGGGCGUCCGGUCGUGUUGGGCGCGCCGAGGGAGCUGCAACGGCUACCAGCGGCUCCCGCGGGCGGCACCGACGACGACGCCAGGCAGAGGGACCAGGCUCGGACGGCGGACGGUCCUCGGCUCGGCGGCCUGGAGCAGGUUCGGCCGGCUACGACGACGACGCCAAACUAGCACGCCGCCACGGUGGUCGUCGCCGCUGCAGCUGCUCAACCGGAUCCUCGACACGUACAUCGCCUCCAUGCUCUCGCAGCCACUGAACAUCUUGAAAGCAGGCGUGUCCUCGGCAGCAGCGGCCGCGCCGGUGGCGGCGGUGCGGUCGCCUUCGUCGUCACCGCCGAAGCUGCGUCGUGAUGCUUCGCCGGGGUCGGAGUCGAGGCGCCGCGAUGCCGCCGGCGGGAGAGGCGUCAUGCUCAAUAUCUGCGUGGCGGAGGUGCUCCUGCGGCGGACCACGUCGGAGGUCAGGCGCUCGCCGUUGCAGCAGCAGCAGCAGCCAACGAAGGACGCGCGCCGCAGCAGCGUCCGUGCAUAG